This is a messenger RNA of Terrapene triunguis (Three-toed box turtle), 2542 nucleotides long. It is a transcript of the gene TCP11L1, whose product is annotated as t-complex 11 like 1. Gene Ontology annotation, biological process: signal transduction. The transcript has 11 exons. Lineage: Eukaryota; Metazoa; Chordata; Testudines; Emydidae. The coding region runs from base 81 to 1616 and encodes 511 amino acids. The record is from RefSeq and is a predicted model, not a curated record.
GCUGCCGGCGCGAGGGGUUCCCCAGCCCGCCGCCCAGCCUGUGGUCCACGGAUAUUAUUAAGUGAAAAAAAACAUUGAAAAUGUCUCAGGAUCCUGAUAUUCCACAUACAAGUGAAGAAAAAUCAAGUGAUUCAGAGGAUAUCCAAGAGGACAGCUUGAACAACCCAGAUCAAUCUAUGAGAGAAAGGAUACGACAAAGUACCUCAAGUCCACACAGAUGCAACAGAGCUCAAUCUAGUCCCCCUCGGCUUGUGUCGAUGGAAGAGCUGAUGGAAACAGCAAAAGGAGUUUCCAAUAUGGCAUUAGCACAUAAAAUUGUAGUCAAUGGAGGCUUCCAGAUUAAACCAGCUGAAUUACCAGAAGGCAGCCUGGAGAAAACUGUAAAAGAGAUUGUACAUAAAGCUUUUUGGGACUGUCUGGAAGCCCAGUUAAGCGAAGAUCCACCAACAUAUGAUCAAUCAAUUAAACUUGUGGGGGAGAUUAAAGAGGCUCUUCUAUCUUUCUUAUUGCCUGGUCAUACUAGAUUAAGAAAUCAGAUUACUGAAGUUCUGGAUCUGGAUCUGAUAAAGCAGGAGGCCGUGAAUGGGGCCCUGGAUAUUUCUAAGCUGGCAGAAUUCAUCAUCGGAAUGAUGGGGACCCUUUGUGCUCCAGUUAGAGAUGAGGAAAUUAAGAAACUGAAAGACAUUCAUGAAAUAGUCCCACUAUUCAGAGCAAUUUUCUCUGUAUUAGACUUAAUGAAAAUGGACAUGGCUAACUUUGCUGUCAGUAGCAUUAGGCCGCAUUUAAUGCAACAAUCUGUUGAAUACGAAAGAGAGAAGUUUCAGAAGAUUUUUGAGAAACAGCCAAAUUCUCUAGACUUUGUCACCGACUGGCUGCAAGAAGCAUCAGAUGAUCUUGCCAAUUUGAGGUGUAAAAAUCCACCUUCCCCUGGUGUUGGUGCUGCUGCUAGUGGAGUUCCUGUAUUGUGUCCUGCUGCUGUACAGAAUUGGGCAUAUCUAAAGCUGCUUAAGUGGGAUCAUGUGCACAGGCCUUUCCCAGAAACAUUGUUAAUGGACCACACCCGCUUUCAGGAAAUGCAGCUGGAGCUGGAACAGCUCACCUUGACUGGUUCUAUCCUCCUGGUCAUGUUCAAUGUGGCAGGUGCAGCACUUUCCAAUCUGCCAGGGUUUGCUGACAAAAUCAAAACCAUUAUAAAGGUGUUGUUGACGGGAAUGCACCUUCCCUCCUUUAACCUGAGUGAAUCUUUGGCUACUGUUGGUGAGAAGGUCUGUGCUGAAGUUAAUAGCUGUCUUUCCCAACAUGGAUUCACGCCAUUCACAACUGAGAAAGAGAUUGCGCUUAAAGGACAGAUCCAGACAUUGGGAAACUCUGACAACACCAUAUGCAAGUUGAUAGAUUCUCGAAUCCAGACAUUUUUGGAGAGCUAUCUGACUUCUGGUCAUCAGAAAUCGUUUCCUGCUAUUCCUGGGGGAUUAGGCCCUAUUCAAAGAGAGAUGGAAGAAAUUGCUGUCAAGUAUGUUCGCCUUGUCAACUAUAACAAGAUGGUGUUCAGCCCGUACUAUGAUGUCAUCCUCAGCAAACUACUGAAUAAGGAAGAAUCCCAAUUGUUAGGGUAGUCAGAAGAAUCAUCAUACCAGUUUGUAUGCUAUCUAGAUAGUGUUAAUUUUGUCUGCUAAAAAAAAUUGCAAUUAACUUGGCUUUGGAAAAUGGCAUUCCAUUAAAACAUAGUUUUAUUACUGUAACUCAAUAGCACUGAUUCUGAAGGGGAAAAUUAUGUAUAAGUUGGGAUAGGCGCUUUGAAUUAAAUGGUAAAUAGAUGCAUUUUUAGCAUAAGUAUUCAUGCUGAAGAUAUGUUUGUUAAUUUUAUGGCUGUAGUUUUUGCUACUGAGCAGAUGUUAGAUAAGACUAAACAAUUGUACAACCAGACUUCAUUUUUAAAUUGCUGAUUUUGUGGGAGGCUUUUUGUAGCAUUCUAACUCUCCAAUUUACCAUGAAGUUAGUGUAUGCAUUCAUCUAGCGAAGAUUAGCAAAAGUCUCUUCCAUACUGAGUGAUUUGGCCUUCUGAAAUCCUAUUUUAACAACUGAAGAAAUAAUUUAAAAUUUGAGAUGUAAGAAACUUGAAUAAUGGUGGUUAAGAGCAGGCCCAAACAUAGCACUUUAUUGUAAUAGUAUAAGGCUACUAGUCUUUCUGCUAAUCACAUUUUCUAUAGCAAUUUUUGCUCUCUCUCUGCAAAUAAGUUACCAAAAACAUGAUAUAAUUAUAUUUUGUAGUGAAAUUUCUGGUUAUCAAAUAACUGUCUUCUACUAUGUACAGUGUUACAAGGGUGACAGUCUAUAAGAUUGCAGCUGGUUUUAUCUCUUUGUAAAACUUUCAGGUGGGCCAAGAGAGAAAUGUUUUGAUAAGAGUGGCAUUUCUUGCCUUUCUUUUGCUGGUAGUUGACUCCUUUUUAUGUGAAAUACUAAUUUAAAAAAGUAAACAUUUUAACAUUUUCAGAAGAUGCAUAAAGACCUAUGCAUUGAAUUUCAGGCUUGAGGAAAUUUC